AUGGUUAAAGAUCAUUUCCCUACACAAUAUCACAUUGGAGCUACUUUAUACAACAUUAGCACAAUCUCACUUUCUAAAGCCAAGAAAAGAUGGCGCCUCGCAUAUUUUUCGAUUCAUUUCUCCAACUCCAUUUCCAAACUUUCCAAGAAACCAGUACAUUACCCGAUCACGACUGAAAUAGUAGCAGCAGCUUCUUCGCGUGAUGAUGAUUAUAGUGAGCGACUAUAUGACGUUGACCAGACUGAGCUUGUCGAUUUGAUGAAAACGAAGAACUUGAAGAUGCUUAUUCGCAAGUUUCAUGGUGUGAAUGGCUUAGCUCUAGCUCUCGAGACCAAUCUUGAAAGCGGGACAAAAAAUGGCCAAGAUAACGCAAGAAGAAAACGUGUAUUUGGUUCCAACACUUGCGUAAAGAAACGUAGCAAGAGUUUUGCUUCUUUUGUGGUGAUGGCUUGCAAGGAUACUACUAUUCUUAUUCUGUUAGCAUGUGCUGCACUUUCUCUUGGGUUCGGUUUUAAACAAAUCGGCGCUAAACAAGGUUGGUAUGAGGGUUGUAGUAUCGUUCUCGCCAUCUUUCAGAUUAUCAUUGUAUCGACAUUUAUUGAAUAUUGUCAAGAGAGGCAUUUUGACGAUUUGUCAAAAAUAAACAACAACAUCAAGACAGAAGUUAUACGAGAAGGAAGGAGUAAAAAAAUAUCGAUUCUUGAUGUUGUGGUUGGGGAUGUCGUCGUUCUCAACGUAGGAGAUCAAAUACCAGCCGACGGAUUGUUCAUAAAUGGACAAUCUUUGUACGUGGACGAGUCAAGUAUGACAGGGGAGAGUGAUCAUAUACAUAUUGAUGCCAUCAAGAAACCAUUUUUGUUCUCGGGUUCAAAGGUGGCUGAUGGGCAUGCUCGAAUGCUUGUGAUAGCAGUCGGGGUGAACACGUAUUGGGAGAAGACAAUGAGCUCUACAAGAAGCGGCGGUUCCAAGGAGCAAACGCCAAUGCAAUCUCGUCUCAUUAGACCAACCACCAUUAUUGCAUAUAUUGGUCUUAUAGUUGGUUUCAUUGAAUUUGCAAUUAUGUUGAUUCGCUAUUGCACUGGAUACACAAGAGAUAAGAAUGGCAACUGGAACUAUGAUGGGCAAUGUACAGAUACAAACGACAUUCUCAACUCUUUUACACGUGCUGUGAUGGCAACCGCUGAAGGCCUACCUCUAGCCGUUACUUUCACACUUGCUCGUGCCGUGAAGAGAAUGAUGGCUCAUCAGGUUUUGGUCAGGAAGUUGUCGGCUUGUGAUACCAUUGGUGCAGCCACUAUUCUAUGCACCGAUAAAACAGGAACUUUGACAACAAACCAAAUGAAAGUUACAAGGUUCUGGCUUGGAAAUGAUCUCGUUGAAGAUGAUUCUUACAGAGAAGUAGACGAAAAAAUUCUUAAACUUUACCGUGAAGGAGCCGGUUUGAAUACUGCUGGUGAUGUUUACAAAUCAAUUCCUAAUGAGUAUACUGGUAGUCCAACUGAAAAGGCAAUUCUGUCAUGGGGUGUGACUAAUUUGGGUAUUGAUAUGGAGAAACUGAAAGAAGAUUCUACGAUUCUCCACGUUGAGACGUUUAAUUCUGAGAAGAGACGAAGUGGAGUUUCUGUGAAGAGGAAAGAAGAUAACACCAUCCAUGUCCACUGGAAAGGAGCUGCAGAGGUGGUGCUGGAAAUGUGUUCAAACUAUUAUCAGAAAGACGGUCUUGUAAAGGCGAUAAAUCAACAAGAGAAGACACAAUUUAAGAAGAUCAUUCAAGGAAUGGCAGCAAGUAGCCUCAGGUGCAUUGCUUUUGCUCAUAAGGAGAUUCCAGCAGAUCAUGGUACAACCGAAAAAACACUAAACAGAGAAGAAUUGACAUUGCUAGGCAUUGUUGGGAUCAAAGAUCCAUGUAGACCAGGGGCAAAGAGAGCUAUUGACACGUUCAAGUCUGCGGGGGUGCAAGUUAAGAUGAUAACCGGAGACAACAUUUUCACAGCAAAAGCCAUAGCCACAGAAUGUGGGAUACUAGAAGCUGGUGAACAUGUAAGCAAAGGAGAGGUAAUAGAAGGUAGGAAAUUCCGUAACUACACGAAUGACAAACGAAUGAACAAAGUUGACAACAUUCGUGUCAUGGCAAGAUCAUCUCCUUCUGACAAGCUUCUGAUGGUGCAGUGCCUGAAAAAGAAAGGUCAUGUGGUUGCAGUCACAGGUGAUGGUUCUAAUGAUGCACCCGCUCUGAAAGAAGCAAAUGUUGGGCUUUCCAUGGGGAUUCAAGGCACUGUGGUGGCUAAGGAAAGCUCAGAUAUUGUCAUUUUAGAUGAUGAUUUUGCAUCUUUUUUCGAGGCAUUGAAAUGGGGGCGGUGUGCAUACAUCAACAUACAAAAGUUUCUUCAAUUUCAAGUUCCUGCAAAUUUUGUAGCUCUUGUUAUCAACUUUGUUAAAGCGGCUUCCGCAGGAGGUAUUCCCCUAACUUCAGUCCAACUAUUAUGGACCAACUUUAUCAUCAAUAUCUUAGGUGCUCUAGCAUUUGCUUUCGAGAAGCCCACUAAAGAACUCAUGCAAAAGCCGCCAGUAGGUCAAGCCACACCUCUUAUAACAAACGUCAUGUUGAGGAACAUGUCUGCGCAAUCUUUGUAUCAGAUAGUGAUUUUGUUGACUUUUGAGUUUAGAGGUAGAUCAAUGUUCAAUGUAAAUGAGAAAGUGAAGAAUACUAUUAUCUUCAAUACAUUUGUGCUCUGCCAAGUGUUUAAUGAGUUCAACUCAAGGAAGUUGGAGAAGAGAAACAUAUUCAAAGGUCUUCGCAAGAAUCGUGUAUUCCUUGGGAUUAUUGGGGUGACUAUAAUUCUUCAAGUAUUGUUGAUGGAGUUCCUACAAGCAUUUGCAGGUAUAAAGAGAUUAAAUGGGAAAGAAUGGGGAAUAUGUAUUGUAUUUGCAGCCUUAUCGUGGCCUAUGGGGGUGUUGGUGAAGUUGAUACCUGUACCAGAAAGGCCAUUUCUAAGCUUCAUACAAGAAUGGGUCUAAGAGUGUCUGUAACGGGUCUUCCACCCUGCGUCGAAGCCCAACCAUCUAGGGGUGGUGGUUUGAACUGUUAAAUCAUCAGGCAAUUGGUGUCAUUGUAGGGUCUUUGUGGUGUGGAAGGCCGGCGUUGGUGUGUCGACGUUAGGCAUAAGUUGGGUCCGUUGGAAAUGCUAUUUUUUUAUAAGAUUU
This is a messenger RNA of Erigeron canadensis, 3204 nucleotides long. RefSeq names its product calcium-transporting ATPase 12, plasma membrane-type-like. Gene Ontology annotation, cellular component: membrane; intracellular membrane-bounded organelle. Gene Ontology annotation, molecular function: ATP hydrolysis activity; P-type calcium transporter activity; ATP binding. The record is from RefSeq and is a predicted model, not a curated record. NCBI's taxonomy places the organism in Eukaryota, Viridiplantae, Streptophyta, Magnoliopsida, Asterales, Asteraceae. The transcript has a single exon. The coding region runs from base 1 to 3018 and encodes 1005 amino acids. Gene Ontology annotation, biological process: calcium ion transmembrane transport.